This is a messenger RNA of Owenia fusiformis, 1325 nucleotides long. Lineage: Eukaryota; Metazoa; Annelida; Polychaeta; Sabellida; Oweniidae. The record is from the annotation of a GenBank genome assembly.
AUAAGAAAACAAAACAUGGAGCAAAACAGAAUUAGUUCAAAAAUGGUUCAAAUCUAUAGCAACGUAGACAGAAACAGUUUUCUUGCGGAAAUCUAUGUAAAGAGAUACCCAGCUGUACUAAAAGGCAUUCCAAUUGGAGAAUGUCUGACAAAAUGGACACCAGAAUAUCUUGCAUCAGUUGGUCAACAAAGAAAAGUCACUGUUCAUGUCUCCCCUUUCAAGCAGAUGGACUUCAUUAAUAAGAACUUUUCAUAUAAAACAUUAGCCUUCGAUGAGUUUAUUAAGAGAUCCACAGAGGAGAAACAUACAGACUUCUUUUUUCAAGAUGAUGAAAGAUAUUAUUUGAGAUCCCUUGGUGAUGAUCCUAGAAAAGAUAUAGCAGAUAUAAAACGCCAGUUUCCUGAGUUAGCUGAAGAUCUGAAGAUCCCUCAUUUCUUUGAAGCUGAGCAGUUCUUUUCAAGUGUAUUCAGAGUUUCAUCUUUUGGAAUGCAGCUGUGGACACAUUAUGAUGUGAUGGAUAACAUGCUGAUUCAGAUUAAAGGACGCAAGCGUGUAGUUCUCUUCAGUCCCAGGGACGCCACCUAUCUUUAUCUAAAUGGUGACAAAUCAGAGGUCCUUGAUAUUGACAAACCAGAUCUAGAAAAGUAUCCUGAGUUCUGCAAGGCCACACGCUAUGAGUGUGUGCUGGAACCUGGAGAUAUACUCUUCAUUCCAGCCCUUUGGUUCCACAAUGUGAUAUCCCUGGACUAUGGUAUAGCAGUCAAUGUAUUUUGGAAACACCUUGACAAUAGUUGCUACGACAGCAAAGAUACAUAUGGCAACAAGGAUCCAGUGGUUGCCACCCGUGCAAUUCAGAAACUUGACAAUGCGUUGAAACUUUUGAAAGAUCUUCCCGAUGAUUAUCGAGACUUUUACGCAAGGAGGAUGGUGUCUAGGAUUCAAAAUAAAGCAUAUAGUAAGGAGAAAGUCAGUGAAUCGGAUACCAGUAAAGAUGGCAGUUGUAGUCCCGGGGACUGCAAUAAAAUUGACACUGGAUGCAAGAUUGUAACUUGUAGUGAAGACACUUGUAAUGACAUUUGUGGAAAAGGUGACACUUGUUUGAAAUCUUUAAGAAGCGAGGAUACUUGACAAAUCAUUUGUAAGGAUGGUUGUACAUGUAUUCAAAGAAUGGGAAGUUUUAUUUCGUUUAGUGUCUCGUUUUAUUUCAUUUGAUAAACAUUCAUCAAGGCCUGGUAUCUCAGAUCAUGAUUCCUAUUUAACCUGCAUUACUUCAGUACUUAGAGAUUAUCCUAUAUGAGGUUCAGAAUAUUGGGAUAUCCCGAGCC